AUGGACAACAACCAAGUUGACGUACAUGUGAGUGAGGGAAGAUUAAUCGGCAUUAUUGAGGAAGCUGUCUAUGGCGGUCACUACGUUGCUUUCCGAGGAAUACCGUACGCGAAGCCGCCGGUUGGCGAGCUCAGAUUCAAGGAUCCGGAACCACCGGAAGCAUGGUCCGGCAGCAGAGAUGCCUCAAAAUAUGGAAACAUUGCUAUUCAAAUUGAUAUAAUGAAACAAGAAACGGUGGGUGACGAAGAUUGCCUUUAUCUGAACGUAUAUACUGCAGAUAUCGUUAAAAAACGUCCAGUUAUGGUGUGGAUACAUGGUGGCGCUUUUAGACUGGGUUCCGGUGAUGCUUCCGUGUACGGUCCUGAUUUUAUUGUUCAGAAGGACGUGGUACUAGUAACGCUGAAUUAUAGACUAGGAGUUCUUGGUUUCCUGAAUCUCAAUGAUAAAGUAGCAACGGGUAAUCAAGGUUUAAAGGAUGUGGUGAUGGCUCUACAAUGGGUUCAGAAAAAUAUAUCACAAUUCGGUGGAGAUUCAAAAAAUGUCACUAUCUUUGGCGAAAGUGCUGGUGGAGUUAUCGUGCAUUGUCUAACUCUGUCUCCGUUGAGUAAAGGAUUAUUUCAUAAAGCGAUAUCGCAAAGCGGCGUCGUUACGAAUCCUUGGGCCUUGACUGAAUGGACAGACAAAACGAUGAAUAAAGGUUUUCAACUUGCCAAAAAAUUUGGAAAAGCGACAUCAGAUCCAAAAGUCGCUUAUGAAGUUCUUAAAAAAAUCGACGCGAAAAAACUCGUAGAAACUGCACAAAAAGUUCUUACUACAGAAGCAGAUCGUAUGCAAUUUACAUUACUAUUUACACCCAGUUUAGAUUAUGAAUCACCGAAUCCAUUCUUUCCUGAACAUCCAUCCACGUUAGCACGUCACGGAGUUAAAGUACCAUUCCUUUUAGGAAAUACCAGUUGUGAAGGAUCUUUUCUCAUAUCCAGUACAUUUUUCGGACACAUAAGUAAAAAUACUCUUAAAAAAAUCGAUUCUGAUUUUAAGAAGACCAUAAUGCCAAAAAUUUUAGCCAUACUACCAAAAAUACCGAUCACAGUCGAAGAAUUACGAUUUUUAUAUUUUGGUAACAAAUCAAUAUCAGACGAAACUCUAAUAAAUUACGCUGAUUUUCUUGGAGAUCUCAUGUUCUAUCGUGGCACUAUGGAAGUAGUCAACAUCCAAAUGAAUUCUGGUUGUCAGACGCCAACAUAUUUGUAUACAUUUUCUUAUGAAAGUAAAACUUACAUCGGAAAGAAAAUAAUAGAUAUUCCGUUUCCUGGAGUGACUCAUGGCGAAGAUAUAUUUUAUUUAUUUUAUCCUCAUAUGAUGAAAGAUUUUGGUGUUCCACCACCUGAACCUAGUUCAGAGGAUUAUAAAAUGAUAAAUCGUUUAACGCAAAUGUGGACAGAUUUUGCUAAAACAGGAGAUCCAACGCCUGCUAUUACGGAUUUGACUCCCGUUAAAUGGACUCCAGUGAAGCAUGGAAAUAUAUACGAUUACUUAAAUAUUGAUAUUAAACCUCGGAUGAAAAUUAUUCGUAAAGGAGAACAACGGUGUGAUUGGAAAAAUAUAAAACAUAGGUUAUGAGAUACUGUCUGUAGUAAAACAUUAGUUACAUUAAAAUGUACUUAAUUUUUAUGUUUAUGUAAAUACUAUUUUAUUAUACUGUAAAAAUAAAAUCACAUUUAUGUAAAAAA
Messenger RNA from Monomorium pharaonis (pharaoh ant), 1730 nucleotides. Its product is annotated as esterase E4. The record is from RefSeq and is a predicted model, not a curated record. The transcript has 8 exons. NCBI's taxonomy places the organism in Eukaryota, Metazoa, Arthropoda, Insecta, Hymenoptera, Formicidae. The coding region runs from base 1 to 1620 and encodes 539 amino acids.